AUGUCUACAGCAGAUACGAUUGUAGCUUCUAAUACAGAUAAAUCUUUUCUUUGUGAAAUAUGCUCAAAGGCAUUUCGUUUUCGGUCAAAUUUAGCAGAACACCGCUCUGUACAUUCUAAUUUAAAACCCUAUGUUUGUGGUUGGUGUGGGAAAUCUUCUAGAUUAAAGGGCAACUUAACAAAGCAUAUUUUGAAACACCAUAAAGCAGAACAAAAUGCUUACAUUGGAACAGAUGAUAUUAUAAUAAAAAAAGGAAAAAAAUCUGUAAAAGAUCCAGCAGCUAUAGAUUUUUUAGAAAAAUCAAUGAUUGUAUUAACACCUAACUCUGCUAAUAAUAAUAAUAAUAAUAUACCAAAAGGUGGUUUAGGUAUAACUGAAAAACACAAUGAUGGUAUUGAAAAUUUGGGUCAUUUCUUGGCAUCAAUGAAAAAUAGAAAACGUGCUCAUAGUAGUGAUGAUUUAGAUGAUAGUAUGGAUGGUGAACGUGAUAAAUUUUUAAUGUCUUUAGGGUUAGAAAUCAAUGGUGGUGCAAUUAACUCAAAUUCUCCCACUAAUAGUGCUGAAAGUAAUGGUGGUGAAGAUAAAGUUGAAAAUGUUAGAAGUGGUAAUAAUGUACCAGAUUUUAUGAAUACUUUAACAUCAUUAGCUGCGGGUUCAAGUUUUAGUAACCCUAUAACAUUAGAAAAAUUAAUAGAUACAAGAGUAUCAAAUUGUAGUAGCCCAUCUCGAAAUAGUAUUGUUAGUAAUUGUAAUAAUAUAAAAACUCAAUGUCCACAAUGUGGGAAACAUUUUAGAAAACAAAGUUCUCUUCAAGUUCAUAUGACUGUUAAUCAUGGAGCACCGCCACCGGGAUCUUCAAGAAAUUCUAAUGCAUCACAAGAAUUACCCCUUGAACAAUCACCAUCACCAUCCUCAUCAGCCGAAAUUAAGUUAGAAAAUAUAGAAACUCCGGUUAUUCAUAAUCCUGUUAAUACAGUAACUGCUGCUGCAGCUGCUUUAAGUUCUUUUUUAAUGAAUCAAAAUAAUAGUACAGGAAAUGUUUUAUCAAAUUCCUCAAAAACUACCAGUUCAUCACCUGCUUUUGGAAUAUCUUUUGAUACAAAAAAUGUUAAUUUCCAAAAUAUUCAAGGUGAAUUAAAAAUAAUAAAGCAAACUAUUCAUGAAAUCAAUAAAAGUCAUUCGGAUUCUGUUAAUAAACUUGAAAAAAGUUUAACAACCAUUGACAAUCGAGUUGAUAGAUUAGAAAAACAACUUGAAAUGGCUUUAAAUAGCAUAUAUACAUUAGUUCAACUUCAAACUGGAAUCAAUACUAAUGUAACACGAUUUCGAAAUGAUGCUUGUGAAAAAUUAAAAUCUGUCAAAGCAUUACUUUCUGAAACAUCUGGAUAA
This is a messenger RNA of Strongyloides ratti, 1389 nucleotides long. RefSeq names its product Zinc finger, C2H2 domain and Zinc finger C2H2-type/integrase DNA-binding domain and Zinc finger, C2H2-like domain-containing protein. Gene Ontology annotation, cellular component: nucleus. NCBI's taxonomy places the organism in Eukaryota, Metazoa, Nematoda, Chromadorea, Rhabditida, Strongyloididae. Gene Ontology annotation, biological process: regulation of transcription by RNA polymerase II. The transcript is spliced from 2 exons. Gene Ontology annotation, molecular function: DNA-binding transcription factor activity, RNA polymerase II-specific; sequence-specific DNA binding. Bases 1 to 1389 code for a protein of 462 amino acids. The record is from RefSeq and is a predicted model, not a curated record.